GGGUAGCUGCGCGUGUAUCCUUUCUACCCAGCUCAGCUUAUCAAAUGCAGAGAUUUGCUGAGAUUCCUCUUACCGUUUAGUGUGUAGCAUAAAAUUCCAUAGUAGUAAAUGUACAUACUCCAGUUGGACCAAUUUGCUGUAUAAAAGGAUAUGCACUCGCAGGAAGUAAAUUAAUUGUGAAAAAUCUUAUUAGCGUACGGUUGUGCGGUGUAGUGGAUUAAAAAAGUUAAUCUGAGAGUGAUUUGUGGAUUGAUUAAAAGUGAUUUGAGUACUGGGGACUCUAUUAAAAUUCAAUAAGAACUGCAGAUAUAGACAACUCUAAAAACCAAAGCAAUAUCGGUUAUCUAACAGAAUAUGUCCCGAAAUCAAUUGCCCGAUUCAUCGUCCUCGCCGCCAAUAAGCCACCUCUCAUUUCAUAACUUUGACGAUGACAUGAUCAACGAUUUGCCGUCGUGCGUUUAUGCUGGUGCAGCACAUCACGUGAGCGCCGCAGCGGGUGGCCUUGUUGGUGGCGGCGGUAAUCUGCGGAUGAGUACAAGCAAUUUGCGUCAGAUGCAACAACAAUACUUACAUCAUGCGGAAAAUCUGCUAGAUUCAUCAACAGGCAUGUCACUUGCCUCGGCCAGCUCUUCCACCGGCUGUGGCGGUGGCGGUGGCGGUGCCGGCGGUAAUGCAGCCUUGCUCUGCAAUAGUCCUAAUGCGAGCAGCAGCAGCGUCGGUUAUGGUAAUCCCCCGGCAACAAAUGCAACGACAGCGACAACACCGUACAAGCUGCAACGGCAACAGGCGAACGUGCGCGAGAGGAAACGCAUCCAGAGGUCGGCACCAACUGGUAGCAUCAAUUCGGCUUUCGAUGAGCUGCGCGUUCACGUGCCCACCUUUCCGUACGAGAAACGAUUAAGCAAAAUCGACACUUUACGUUUGGCCAUCGCUUAUAUUUCACUGCUGCGCGAAGUCCUACAGACCGACUACGAUCCACUGACCUAUGUGGAAAAAUGCUUGCGUGGUGAGAUUAAGGCCGAUCGCGCCAAUUGGAAUACUAGUGAUCUCACAGCGCGCCUAUCGUGGAUCAACUGGGAAAAUUUGGGCGUACAUCCGGGACGUCGUACCCUACUCACCACACUAGCAUUGUCUUCGGAGCCAAUGUGCGGAGCGCACUGUGGGCCAUAAAUAAAUAUUCCAAUGCCAAAAAAUAAUAAUAUUAAUAAUAAUCGACUCCAAAAACUUUGAGGCAUGCGUACAUACAUAUCUUAUUAUAUAAUUUCGUUGUGAUACUAACUUAGUCCCACUGUCUUCCGUUUACGUAAAUAUAUUUGUGUACUUUAAGCCGUGUAUAAUACAUAUAAGCGCAAGUAAAAAAUUGAAACAUCAUAAAAUUCAACUUUUAUUUUCAAAUAUUGAUAACAAGCAUUUAUUUGUUCGACAAAAAGCGUUUUAUUUUCUAAUUUUUGUAUUGCUACAUACAUUGUAACUUAGCUGCAUACAUUUUUAUGAUGAAUAUGUAAAAAUAAAAAUUAAUUUAAAAAUUAUACAAAUUAAGUAUUUUAAAUGCU
Messenger RNA from Rhagoletis pomonella (apple maggot), 1553 nucleotides. RefSeq names its product helix-loop-helix protein 13-like. NCBI's taxonomy places the organism in Eukaryota, Metazoa, Arthropoda, Insecta, Diptera, Tephritidae. The record is from RefSeq and is a predicted model, not a curated record. The transcript has 5 exons. Gene Ontology annotation, molecular function: RNA polymerase II transcription regulatory region sequence-specific DNA binding; DNA-binding transcription factor activity, RNA polymerase II-specific; protein dimerization activity. The coding region runs from base 355 to 1170 and encodes 271 amino acids. Gene Ontology annotation, biological process: regulation of transcription by RNA polymerase II; developmental process.